Penaeus chinensis is the source of this 1292-nucleotide messenger RNA. Its product is annotated as probable cytochrome P450 49a1. NCBI's taxonomy places the organism in Eukaryota, Metazoa, Arthropoda, Malacostraca, Decapoda, Penaeidae. The record is from RefSeq and is a predicted model, not a curated record. The transcript has 8 exons. Bases 30 to 1292 code for a protein of 420 amino acids. Gene Ontology annotation, molecular function: oxidoreductase activity, acting on paired donors, with incorporation or reduction of molecular oxygen; iron ion binding; monooxygenase activity.
GCCCCAAGACGAGACCCGCCCAGCACGCGAUGCGACCCACGCUGAAGCACAUCCUGACGAAGGGCGUCGUGGGGGCGGCGACCAAACCGCCCCGGAGGUCGCAGAUCACGCUGACGGCGGAGGAAGCGCGCCCUCUGGAGGCUCUGCCCGGCCCCGCGCGAUGGCCUGUGCUCGACUCGCUGCCCGCCCUCCUGGCGCAUCCCGCCGCGACCAGGAACCGCCUUCACCUCCUGACCGACGCCCUCUUUCGCGAGUACGGUGACCUCUUCCGGAUCCAUCUGCCGGGUCUGCCUCCGUUGGUGUUUGUCUGUCACCCGGAGGACAUCGAGCAAGUUCACAGGGCGACCUUUGACCUCCCCCAGCGCGACUUCUUCGUCAGUUACGGUCACGUGCGGUCGCGGCACAGCUUCUUCAGGAAGGGCCAGACCGGCGUCUUUACCGAGCACGGCGAGGAGUGGUUGAGAGUGAGGAAGCGAGUCCAGCCGUACACGUCGAGGAUGAAGAAUGUUUCCUCUUACGUCCAACAGAUGGACUCAGUGACGCAGGAUUUCAUCGCGAGGUGGGCGACCUUGAGGAACGACAAGGAGGAGCUUCCCGAGGACUUUCUCCACCAGCUGUUCCAGUGGGCGUUGGAGUGUGAGUGUUUGAGAGGCACCCCGGAAGCCCUAAAGAUGAUCGCCAUCGCGGAUGACCUGGUGAGCGGCAUCCAUGACCUUGAAAUGGGGUCACUCGUUCGCUGGUGGAGGUGGAUCGACACUCCGGCACUCAGGAGGGUCAGGAGAGCCCAUGAUGAGAUGUUUAGCUUCGUCCACGCGGCCGUCCGGGAAUCCCAGCUCUCGCUCCGGUCUCGAGGUCCUGACGCCGAGGAGGGCUUGAACGUCGUGGAGAACCUCCUCCUCGACCCCGUCUUGACUUACGAGGACGUCCACGCCUUCCUUAUCGAUGUCUUCUUCGCCGGGAUUGAUACGCCCCGCCAGACCAACAUGCAGCUCUACACCCGCGCGUCGAGCAUGAGCGAGGAUUUUUUCCCGAGGGCGAGCCAGUUCCUCCCCGAGCGGUGGCUGAGGGAGUCGGCCUCGAACCCCGUCCACCCUUACGCCUCCUUGCCCUUCGGAGCCGGAGUCAGGAACUGCGUCGGGAGGAGGUUCGCCGAGCAGGAGAUCUAUAUAUUGUUGGCUCGGAUGUUCCACAAAUACCGACUGGAUUGGCGUUAUGAGCCUUUGACCCCGACAUUAAGUAUGCUCAUGAUGCCAGACAAGCCCCUGAGGUUCACCAUGACGGAGAGACGAUGA